Scutellospora calospora is the source of this 287-nucleotide messenger RNA. NCBI's taxonomy places the organism in Eukaryota, Fungi, Glomeromycota, Glomeromycetes, Diversisporales, Gigasporaceae. The record is from the annotation of a GenBank genome assembly.
CAAUGACUUGCACAGACACACUUACACCUAAUUCUACAACCACUACAACAGCAAUUACUUGCACAGACAUACUUAUACCUAAUUCUACAACCACUACAACAGCAAUGACUUGCACAGACACAUUUACACCUACUUCUAGUCUUGCUUUUACCCUUACUGAAACUACAUACACUACACCAACACCUAGCUGUGCUCCUAUUGGUGCGUCAUGUACGAUUGCAAAUUUUACUUUAUGUUGUAAUAAAAGAUGUUGCUUUGUUCAGCCAGAUGGUAGUAUUGGUCCAGGA